AUGGCUACCUCCGACGCGCCCCUUACUGCCCUUUACGAGACCAUCGAAAAGACGUUACGCGAGUUUCUCAACGGUUACGAGGACGCCUCGAAGGAAAACGACGCGUCACGCAUCAACACAACCUUGACACCGGAUUGCAAACGCCACUUCAUGCCCCCCUCAUUCCUCCAGGCUAUGGGCGUCCCGACUGAUCUUGCUAUUGGGAAUGAGAUGUACGAAGCCAGGUUGGCCACCACCCUCCCGGUCUACAGCACGAAGAUGACGGAGAUCAACAAUGUUGUCAUCGACGUGCGGAAGAAGACAGCUGCCGCUACAACGAUCCUCGACAGCGAAUUCAUCGAUGGGGAGUCCACAAAGCUGUACUUUGCAUGGUUUAUGCAGUUCACCGAGGACGGGUCACAAAUAAAGGAUGUUUGGGAGUACGCCGACAGCGUGGUACAACCCGGAAUCUCAGCCAAGUGUCAGAAGCUCUUUGAAGAGCAGAAGGCCAAGGAGUGA
Molecule: messenger RNA, 498 nt
Organism: Colletotrichum siamense
Lineage: Eukaryota; Fungi; Ascomycota; Sordariomycetes; Glomerellales; Glomerellaceae
Exons: 1
Coding region: 1-498 (165 amino acids)
Source: RefSeq, a predicted model, not a curated record